UUCAGAACUGAAUCAUUAUUUCCAACACACUUGUAUCAUUAUUUAUUUUUAAUAUCAAAUUGUAACAUAACUUGUACACUUUAGAGAUUACUACAAACAUUGUCACAUGACCUGACAAAAUGUCUUCGUAUGCUGAUGAAGACCCGGGGUCUUUUCCAAGGGGUUUUGGAUAUGGUCCAGAUGAGAAUGAUACAGAUAUUCAAGCAGUUGCAACAGAACAAAAACCAAGAAUUUUAUUGAUGGGAUUACCAAGAAGUGGAAAAUCAUCUAUACAGAAAGUUGUCUUUCACAAAGUUUCACCAAAUGAAACAUUAUUCCUAGAAAGUACAAAUAAAAUAGUAAAAGAAGAUAUUUCCAACAGUUCAUUUGUACAGUUUCAAAUCUGGGAUUUACCAGGACAAUUUAAUCCAAUGGAUGCAAAUUUUGAUCCAGAAAAUAUAUUUGGUGGAUGUGGGGCAAUUAUUUUUGUUAUUGAUGCACAAGAUGAAUAUAUGAAUGCAUUGACGAAACUUCAUACCACUGUAGCCAAAGCUUUUAAAAUAAAUCCAGAUAUUAAAUUUGAAGUGUUCAUUCAUAAAGUUGAUGGUUUAUCUGACGACCAUAAAAUAGAAGCACAACGUGAUAUACACCAAAGGGCAUCUGAUAACUUAACAGAUGAAGGAUUAGAAAAUCUUAGAUUAAGUUUUUACCUAACCAGUAUAUAUGACCAUUCAAUAUUUGAAGCCUUUAGUAAAGUUGUACAAAAGUUAAUACCACAGCUUUCAGUGUUAGAAAAUCUCCUGAAUAUACUCACCACACAUUCUGGUAUAGAAAAGGCCUUUUUGUUUGACGUAGUCAGUAAAAUCUACAUCGCCACAGAUAUUUCCCCGGUAGAUAUGCAGUCGUAUGAACUUUGCUGUGAUAUGAUUGACGUUGUCAAUGAUGUGUCGUAUAUUUACGGGAAGGACCACAGCAAAACCAGUUGUGGUAUACUAUCUCGACAGGAUUCUACAGCAACAAAAGAAGAUGGAGCCUUUGAUAGUCAAUCAGCAUCAACAAUUAAAUUAAAUAAUGGUACAAUUUUAUAUCUGCGUGAAGUCAACAGAUAUUUAGCGUUAGUUUGUAUUUUACGGGAAGAUAGUUUUGACAAACAAGGGGUAAUAGACUACAAUUUCCUAUGCUUCCGACAGGCUAUACAAGAAGUAUUUGAGGUCAAACAGAAAGGACAGUUAGUAACGUCAGGUGAAUUUAUCCAGCCGAACGGAAUCAUUAAAUGAAAAUGUAUAUAUAUGUGUAGGGUUUUUAUUUCAAUGACUAGAGACCUCAACUGAUAUUAGCAGAGAGGAUGCAAAAGUGAUGUCACAUUUUUGCCAGUCGAUAAGACUUCUUUGAUUUAAUUUUUAAUGUACAAAUUAACAACAGGCUCUGACUAUCAAAUCUAGAUGGAAACAAUGUCAAAAUUUGUGAAAUUUACUGAAAUCUAAGGAUGGAAAAGUCUAUAGAACUUACUCAAAUCUAUAUGUAAAAAAUAUCUAAAAUUGUCAAACUUACUCAAUUCAAAAUGUAAGUCAUGUCAAAAUUUGUCAAAUCUAAAUAAUGUCAAGAUUUUGUUUUUGUUUUGACUUUUAUAAGCUACAAUGUACUAUCACUUUUGUCAAAUAUCAACAACAAAAAGUGAUAUUCUUGGGGACAAGGGAAAAGUUUGUAACUUGCAUUGUAAAUUCAAAAAAAAAUUUUUUUCAAGAGACAAAUACUUUUUAUAGAUUUUUAAAAGACAUUGUAUUAAUGAUAAAUAAAAUUUUGGAUUUUUUAUGCCCCUGCCGUAGCGGAGGGGGCAUUAAGUUUUACCCUUGUCCGUACGUACGUCUGUCCGUUUGUCCCAAAAUUAGUUUCCGUUCUCUAACUUAAGUUUGCCUCAACCAAAUGUUAUGAAACUUAUACACAAUGCUUAUUACCACAAAACACAGAUCAAGUUUGAAUUUUGGUGGCGUCACUUUUACCGUUCUAGAGUUAUGCCCCUUUACAAAUGGAAAAAUUGCUGAAUUACAUUUCCGUUCUCUAACUUAAAUUUGCCCCAACUAAAUGAUAUGAAACGUAUAAACAAUGCUUAUUACCACAAAACUCAGAUCAAGUACAAAUUUGGGGAGCGUUACUUUUAUCGUUCUUGGGUUAUGUCCCUUUAUAAUGUUAUAUGCAAGCGGGGGCAUUAUCUGUGUCCCAUGGACACAUUCCCCAUUUAUUACAUAUACUAUAUACACGAUAUGGAUGAAUUUGAAUUGUCACAAACAAUUCUUCACCUGCCCCAUUUUGUUUGUGUGUGAAAGAAGGUUGGAGUGGCCUUCAUUGAUUUGCUAUGCCUUCCUACUCAGAAAAAUUGGUAUAACGCUGAGUGAAAAUUAUUUUGAUCAUUUUAAUUUUGAAAUGAGGAGUUUAAAAGUAUUAAAAUGCUAGUUUAUGCUGUGUAUGAUACUUGUUUACAACUUUGUCCUUGCUCAUUGUUGAAGGUAUUAAGAUCACCCGUAGUUGUUAACAUCCUUGUCCUUGGGUCUUUUGGUAAAUAGUCGUCUCUUUUACAAUCACUAGAAAACAACAGCGACAUCGUGAAACAGUGAUUGAAUUUAAGUACCAACGCCUAAUUUUUAGCCUGGAUUUUAGUAUUCGUAUUGUCAUCUGAUAAAGUCGUGCUUAUUUCAAAAUCUUUCUGUUUGAACCCGUCCUGUGCUUUUUGUUUUACUACAUGUGACAUAUACUAUUGGUAUUGGCAUCGGAUUCAACCCAGAACUUUUUAAUUAUAUUGGUAAUAAUAGUUAUGUGGAAAAAAAAAGGGCCUGGAAUGGUGUAAUUUUUAAUCAACAAUAUUGUCUUAUAUUAGUUAUGUAUGAAGUUGAAUAUGCCGGCUAACAAAUUGGCUAACAAAUUGGACCUCGUUAUUUUAGUAGUAUAGAUACCACAUCUCUGUAUUUUGAAUGAUGACUGUUGAAGAAAAUUUGCCUACCCCAAACCAUAAGGGGAGUUCCAGCAGAAACCAAAUUUCUUUUUUGAAUCCAACAUAAUGUGAGCAGUUUUAAUUGUUCAUGUAUUUGAAUUCUUCUUGAGAUAGAUCUCAAAGGAGGAGAUAUGAUAAAAGCCAUUAUUUUGGCCUUCAAAGUUCAAAAAUAGUAUAACUGUUCAAGCCUUUUAAAAUUUGUUUAUUUUAUUGGUAAGUGAACAGGGUGAUAUAAUCCAGACACAUUAGUUCAGAAAUGUGUCGUUAUGACGUUAGACCUAAAAUGGCCAUUUUACUGUAGUUUUUAGUCAAAAUUGAUAAGGGCAGAGGCUAAAAAGAAAUUUUACACAUCUUUGCAUCUAUGUAAAACAAAUCUUGUACCAAAUAUUUUAGGUAAAGGCUUUGCUCAUACACAAAUAUUUAUGACAAGAUCUCAAAAUAAGGCUAUUUUUGCAGUUUCUACAAAUACAAGGACUUAGAAACCCUAAUUCAAACAUGUAAGAUAAAAUUUAAAAGUAUGAUUACUGAUCGAUGGCAGUCUUAUGUCUUAUGAACAUAUUAGUAUAAAAAUAAGGAGAUGUGGUAUGAGUGUCAAUGAGACAACUCUCCAUCCAAGUCGCAAUGUAUAAAAAGUAAACAAUUAUAGGUCAAAGUACGGCCUUCAACACUAAGCCUUGGCUCACACUGAACAGCAAGCUAUAAAGGGCACCAAAAUGAUUAGUGUAAAACAAUUCAAACAGGAAAACCAACAGUCUAAUCUAUAUAAAAAACCAGAAACGAGAAACACUUAUGAACCACACCAACAAACGAUAACCACUGAACAACAGGCUAGGCAUGUUAUUUGGCAGAUUCAUAGUAAAUUUUAAUAUUUGGAAUUCAGGGGGAAAUAAAGCGGCUUUAUCGUACCUUCUCUUAUGGUUGUCCCAGAUUUCUAUAUUUUUAAACUUCUUUCCACUAGUCACAUGAAUGAGAAGGAUGUUUACAUUGUUUUUGUAGUUGCACAAAGAAGUGCUAUUUAUAACAAAGUUGAGUGCUUAAAUGUUUCUGUUGACUGAUAUGCAUUAUUAUUAUCAAGGACUUGUAUUUAUCCUCAACUCUCUUAAUAUAUGCAUGCAAAUUUGUAUUGUAAGUUUUGAAUAUUCAUAGACCAUGUAUUAUGUUGCAUAUUCAUUGUUAUGUUGAAUAUUCAUUGAUUUUAUUAUGAAGUUUAAAUAUUCAUGUAUCAUUGUUAAUCCUACCACAUAAUGAAUGUGAUUGAAUGUUAUUUUUAAUUGUAAGGAUGAAGAUUAUAGUUUAUAUGUUAUAAUGAAUAAUAUGUUAUACAAAAGUUUAUGCAAAUUUUCAUUUGUCAUUAUCAUGCUUUGAUAUUGGAAUGAUUGAAUUUCUAUGAAUAAAUAUCUCAUUUUUUUUAAUAAGUAAAUUAAUCUACUUUGAAAAUGUGUUAUAUAUCUGUCAAUUGUUAUUUUUCAGGAUUACCGGUAUACAUUUUACAAAACCUUAAUAACUUAUUGUCAAACAUCAAAGUUCCAUGAUUUUAACUGAAGCAUCAUUUGAACCUAAAGUUUUAUUUUUGUAAAGCCUAUGAAAUUGGAACUUCUCAUAAAGAAUCACUGAACAGGUUUCUUGGCCUAGUGCAAGUUUCAAAUAAAUAUUUUAAUGUUUUUUUUUAAAGAAAAUGGUUAAGGUUGUCCUUGAAAGAACCCCAUUGCCACCCCUCUAAAAUGUGGUGCUGAUAUAUAUGUUUAUAUAUAACAAAGCAAAGACCAGCUUUACAAGGUCACAAAAUAAUUCAUUAUAAUUUAAUUUCACAACUGUUAUUCCUGUAUCUUCCAUUUUGAGCAGAAAUACCAGCAUUUAAGUUUUUAUUUUUGUUAUUUUCGCACAUGGGAUUACAUUUUUAUUAUUUAUUAUUUUUAAGAAGAAACAAAUGGGCACAAGAUUCGUUUUGCAAUAUAAUGUUAAGCUUACAUAAAUUCUUUAUAUCAUAGAAAAGUAAUUGUUUUUCAUGAACAUCUCGCUUAUAUUUAAAAACAAAGUUAGAUAACAAAGCGUUUAAGUUUAAAACAAAAGGAAAUAAUAGAGUGUUAUAUUUAAAAACAACGGGAGAUAAAUAACAAAGUGUUAUAUUUAAAAAACAAAGGAAGAUAACAAAGUGUUAUAUUUAAAAACAAAGGGAGUUAAUAAAGUGUUAUAUUUAAAAAACAAAGGGAGGUAACUUAUUCAAAUCAGCUAAAACUAAAAUUGUGAUAUGUUUCCUUACAUGAACAUACAAUAUGAAAAUUAUUUAGCAAUUGUAUUACAUACAUCAAUCAUGCAACUGAAUUUUAAAUUGAAAUCAAUUUUUUGAUGUCCAGUUUUGAUCGUAUUUUAUUGAAAUUUUUUGUGUGAUUAAUGUUUUAUGUUCAUUGUUGCAUAGCAGUUGACUAUGCCUUCAGAACUGAUGUAUUAUUUUCAAAUAUAGAUUUUUUAUUGAAAUUUUCUUUGAUAGCGUAACAACUUAUCAAAACAUUUUCAGUAGUGUGUUUAACAUAUAAAACUUCAUGAAAACUAUUAGUCAGUAAAGUGAAAUAAUUAUUUACAAGAGGACAUGUGGAAUCCCCAGGGCAAGCAGGAACACUUUUUAAUAGUAAAUUGAUUAUCCAUCAUUUUUUUUCCAUUUAGAAAAUGGUCAAAAGGCUUAGGGUUAAAAUUGCAUAAAAUGUCGGUCUGCUCAAUUGAAUCAUGAGGCCAAGAAAUUUCUCCAGAAGUAAUGAAAUAAAUUGUAGAAACAUUAUUAACAAGUCAUUUUCAAAGCGAGACACGGUUCAAAGCACUUACUGUAAACCAACUAAUUUUUAUGGACUUUCACAAGUAGAAAUAUAAAUCUAUUAUAAAUCGUCAAGAAUGUUAGAUUUCGAUCUUCUCUUAUAUGAAAACAUCAAUAUGAUUUGAAAAUCGUGAAAAAAUAAAUAUCUGUGAAUUUGAAUAGAAAGGGCUAAAAGCCAAAUAAAUUGUGCAUAUUUUCCACAUUUAGCUUACCUGAAGAAGGUAAUUGUAAACUUUUACCUUCAAAUGCAAGAAGCUUGAAACCCUCAAAUCUGUAAGAUGAAAUUAAAGAAUAAAAUCCUGAUGUCUGAUUAGCCUUGUGAGUCAGAAGGAUUUUUUUAUAGAUUUAUAAUACUUUUUGAUUUUGUAAUCCAAGGGGCUAAAAAGUACUCUUAUCAUACCUACUUCUGCGCCCCUCCCCUUUAAACCUAUAAACAUGAGCAUAUAUGUUUGUUAUGUGUACUCAUUUUGUACAUAACAAGUAAAAGUUGUAUAUUGUGUUUAUAAUAAUUGUAUGGUGGCAUGAUAUAUGAAAUUAUGUAAAUAAUCAUGUGAUGGAAUGUCAUUUUUAUAAAGAAUUAAAAUGUAAAUAAACUUU
Molecule: messenger RNA, 6368 nt
Organism: Mytilus californianus (California mussel)
Lineage: Eukaryota; Metazoa; Mollusca; Bivalvia; Mytilida; Mytilidae
Product: ras-related GTP-binding protein C-like
Exons: 10
Coding region: 120-1256 (378 amino acids)
Biological process (GO): cellular response to starvation; regulation of autophagy; positive regulation of TOR signaling
Cellular component (GO): nucleus; Gtr1-Gtr2 GTPase complex; lysosome
Molecular function (GO): GTPase activity; GTP binding
Source: RefSeq, a predicted model, not a curated record